AUGACAAGUUUUUACAGACGAAUGCUACCGAUUCUACUACCUGGGAAGAGAUUGGCGCUUGUUACCGAUCAUUCCCGUAUGAUUCGAAGGUCGCAAACGAGGUUGGUUGCUUUCAUUUAUUUAAAAAAAUUUUGGGUCGCGACAAUUGAGACAUUGCGGGGAUUCCUCAGUUCCUUUUACGCGUUCUUCGAUGAAGCAAAGGAAGAACCGAAACCCGGAUUUACAUUUAGACCCGUAGAUUUGUCGGUUGAACUCGAUCGAUUAUUGGAGAAAAGAUAUGAAAGCGAGUUUGAAUUUUAUACUGACGUCAAUUCGAUUAUAAAUGCUUUAUCGGAUGCCCACACCCAGCUGAUAAGUUAUUGUUAUGAAUCAUUUACAUUCUUUCAAAGAUUAUCGAUGUAUUCAAUCAUACGAGACGGAAAACAAAUAAUCAAAGUGUUCGACGACACUGUUGAUCCGAGCAACGUCGACUGCGAAGUAGUUAGCAUUGACGGCCUACCCGCUUUAGACGUCAUCACCAAAUUCGCGCUUGAUUACGUUGGGUUGACGAAAGAUCUGGGAGUUCGAUUUAACACAGCACUCACGUCCCUAUCUCUCGGGGGAGGGGUCCUUCAGGCAUCCGAAUUUUCGGAACUAUUCACCAGAAGAGUUCAACUACCAUCAGCUCCACAAAUCUCUUAUACUCUCAAUUGCGGUGGAAAUUAUUUGAAACAUUUUAAUCGCAGUUGGACAGUUGAAGCUUCACGCGCAGUGUUAAAUAACUUUACGGACUCUGAGUCAUACCGUAAACUAUUAUGCGUGAAGUCUAAUGGUAAUGGUAUUAGUAAUAAUGCUAAGUCCGUUGUGACUACCCAUCGAUCUAAACGUAAAAUCGACGUAUCAUCAUUGAGCGAAGGAGAACUGAUAGUUGACGCCAUCAUCGCUAGGUUUUACAUUGUACGCGAUUUCGGGGUGGCUGUAAUUUCAACAAUUGACAUUUCGACACUUAGCCAAACUCAAAUUGAGACCGUGUAUGUCAAUUUAAAUAAAGGAUUUCGAUCGUUCGCAGAAAGAAAGAUCGAGAAGGUCGUCCUUGAUUUGAGUGAUAACGGAGGUGGAACUAUUGAAGUCUCCGAAUAUAUCAUUUUGCUCUUGUUUCCCGAUAUCACACCUGGCUUCCAAUUUGACGAACGACUCACAGAUCUUUACAAACUUGCCAUUGAAACUACAUCAGAUAACUUACUCUUAGCUCCAACACCUCCAUUUAAUUAUCAUUCAUAUGUGACAGCUGAGAAUAAGCAAAAUUUUACUUCCGCCCAACAAUUCUUUGGCAAUAACGUAUUUACACGUGGGGGCAUACAAGAUAACUAUUCAUCAAAAUUCUUUAUUAAUUAUGAAGCCGUAUUGAGAGAGAUUCUUAAAGUGGUGCAGGGGCCAAACCCUCCACCACUAAAUUGGACACGUGACAAUAUUAUUAUUUUGUCAAAUGGAUUUUGCGGAUCCGCAUGUUCUUAUGUGGCUCAGAUAUUAGCGGAAAAGAAGCAAAUAAAAACGAUAGCCGUCGGAGGUUUACUGUCGCAAGAACAGCUCAGCUAUUCUUCAUUCCCUGGCGGAUUCGUAUACACAUCUGAUGCGAUAUUUAAGUUGUUAAAUGAAGUUGGUUUAAAUCAUUCCAGUAAUAGUUUAGUACCUAAAGAUUUUUCACUUAGGAUGCGUGUAACUGCACCAUUAAGUGAAGUUUAUAGUAGCAUACUUAAUGAUACGGUAUUGGAAUUUGAGUUCAAGCCUUCCGACUUUAGGUUAUUCUAUGACGAAAAGAGUGCAAGGGAUCCUAGUGUUCUGUGGAUACAGGCCGCAGAUUUGAUCGGAAAAUAA
Acaulospora colombiana is the source of this 1854-nucleotide messenger RNA. NCBI's taxonomy places the organism in Eukaryota, Fungi, Glomeromycota, Glomeromycetes, Diversisporales, Acaulosporaceae. The record is from the annotation of a GenBank genome assembly.